This is a messenger RNA of Anopheles maculipalpis, 1873 nucleotides long. Its product is annotated as glycosyltransferase 25 family member. Gene Ontology annotation, molecular function: procollagen galactosyltransferase activity. Lineage: Eukaryota; Metazoa; Arthropoda; Insecta; Diptera; Culicidae. Bases 72 to 1862 code for a protein of 596 amino acids. The record is from RefSeq and is a predicted model, not a curated record. The transcript is spliced from 6 exons.
UGCUGACGACGACGACGACAAUCGUUAGCAGCGAUCAGCAGAUAGAGCUUACGGAGCAACUACCAACCGUAAUGGUGGCAGUGUUGGUACGGAACAAAGCGCACACGUUGCCAUACUUUUACUCCUACUUGGAAGAUCUCGACUAUCCAAAAGAUCGGAUGUCGCUUUGGAUACGAUCGGAUCAUAAUGAAGAUCGUAGCAUCGAGAUUACUAAAGCAUGGCUGAAACGAACGUCCGCGCUGUAUCAUAGCGUAGAUUUCAAGUACCGCAGCGAGCCAGGAAAGCGAGAUAGCGAGAAAACCAGCACACACUGGAACGAGGAACGAUUUAGCGAUGUGAUACGGCUAAAGCAGGAAGCACUGCAGACGGCGCGGAAAAUGUGGGCAGACUUUAUAUUCUUUCUCGAUGCCGAUGUCUUCCUCACAAACAGCAACACGCUGCGCAAACUGAUCGAACGCAAGCUCCCGAUCGUCGCCCCCAUGCUCGUGUCCGACGGCCUGUAUUCGAACUUUUGGUGCGGUAUGACACCGGACUAUUACUACCAGCGGACGGAUGAUUAUAAAAAGAUUUUAAACUACGACCAGGUCGGCCAGUGGCCCGUACCGAUGGUACAUACGGCGGUGCUGGUUAGCCUCAACAUAGCCCAAACUCGUCAGCUCGCAUUUGAGCGGAAAAACCUGCCGGCUGGCCGGUACGAUGGUCCGGUGGAUGAUAUCAUCAUCUUUGCCAUGUCGGCAAACUACUCCGGAAUCCCGAUGCACGUGUGCAAUGAGCUGCUGUACGGUUAUAUUAUGGUACCGCUGGAAGCGGGUGAAACCGUACCGGGGAAAGAUUUGGAACAGCUGACCAAUGUGCUGAGCUACAUCGUGAAUGAGUAUGGGGAGGUGAAGCUGAAGCAGGAUUUGGGUCGAUUUGUACCGGAUGUUCCAAAAGAUAAACUUUCACUUUCGCACAUCUACAUGAUCAAUCUGGAGCGUCGUGCGGAGAGGCGUACGAAAAUGAAGCAGCAUUUCGAUUUGCUCGGACUGGACGUGGAACACUUUCCGGCCGUUGAUGGCAAGCAGUUGAGCGAUAAGAAAGUGCACGAUAUGGGUAUACGCUUCCUGCCCGGUUAUGCCGAUCCAUUCCACAAGCGCCCAAUGACGAUGGGUGAAAUCGGAUGCUUUUUAAGUCACUACAACAUCUGGGAACGUAUGGUACGACUUAAUCAGCAGGAGGUACUAGUGCUGGAGGAUGAUAUCCGGUUCGAACCGUUCUUUCGCCGACGGGCUUACGGUGUGCUGGCCGAUGCACGUCGUAUCGGUGGCUGGGAAUUGAUCUACUUCGGUCGGAAACGGUUGCAGGAAGAGGAUGAAAAAUGGAUCGAUGGAUCGGAGUACUUGGUAAAGGCGGGAUAUUCCUACUGGACGCUCGGGUACGUUAUAUCGCUCGAAGGUGCGAAGAAACUGCUACGGGAAAACCCCCUUGGAAAGCUACUACCGGUGGACGAGUAUCUUCCGAUCAUGUUCGACAAUCAUCCGAACGAUAGCUGGUCAAGCCAUUUCCGGGAUCGUACGCUGAGUGCGUGGAGUGCGGCACCAUUGUUGCUGUACCCGACGCACUACACCGGUGAUGAAGGAUACAUUUCCGAUACGGAAGAUUCACUCCGUAUUGAUGGGACGCUACCGACGAUUGGUGCUGGUAGCAAGGGUGGCUCCGGGAUGGUUAAUAACGAUACACGCGAUGGUGCACAAGUACCAGCAAGCGAACCAAAGAAAGGUGACAAGGAACAGUUGCCAAAUUCACCGACCUUAUUGGCCGAUUCGGGGAUCGGUCAGGGUGAGCAUGAUCUAGAGACGAAGAAUAGACGCAGUGAGCUAUAGCAAACUAGAAA